ACAGUCUGUAGAUGUUAGGCCUGCACACUGUUUGUAUGCGGCAUUUAGCACAGGCACAGUCUUUGCAUAAUUUCAACUUCCGAUAAGUGCUGAGUGCAUGUUAAUCCGAAGUGAUAAUAAUCAAUUUAAGCAUGAUCAAAAUCGCAGGUACUUAGCUCCCCGUGGCAGAUUCUAGCUGCAAAAUAAUAAUAAUUAUUAUUGCGCUCAGUCGCUUCUGCCCAUUUGGUUGUACAAAGCGAUACUUCAGAACAAAAUCAAGUUUCCUUAAUGCAGUGAGCGCCUUAUUGUCAAUAACAUCGCUAACUGAGAGCGGCCAAAACCACGCCAUGCGCAAAAUUGCAGCAUGUUUUGUAUUCAUAUCAAUCCAUCAGUGUGCCGGUUUCGCUGACCGGGAGAUCCAAUUUGAAACCGAAUGCAAUGCACCGAGUGUGUCCAACGCGGAAGUAAAGACCGCCCCGCCCAUUAAUUCUUUCCGAACGGACACUCUCACGGCGGACGAAUGUCGUACGUACGCGGAGAUGCCCUGCGGCGAUGGAAAGCACGACUACUGCUUGAUGCAUUACGCACCUGGCAGUAAUAAGGAUCCGCUAACGAAGACAUAUGUCGAGAUGAGUUGUUGGGACGGCGGAACCCGGACCGCCAUCGCCCAGUACGCUACAAAUGUCAGCAUCACCAGUCCCAACCGCGCCAUUACGCUGCAGUUAGCAGAACGCAACGAUACGGAAGACCCUGUGCAUCAUGACGUCAUCGAUCCUAUCCGCAAGCAAAUCAUCGAACUGCAAAUACGGCGCUGCGCAACCGUCACGACCACCGCAAAGAUUUUCGGCGUCGGUGAACUAGCCAAUUUGGUUUCAUUUCUACUAUGGAAUGGGAGAGAUUUGGUGGUCAAGAGGCAAAAUUUCUCUCGAUUGCCCAACGUCCGGAUAAUUACCUUUGCCCUUACCACUAUUCAAGAGCUGGAGCCGUACACGUUUACGGAUAUUGCCCACUUGCAAAGCUUAACGCUGGAAGGUAUGAUAAUUAACAUUCUGGAGGAAUCGUCCAAGCCAGAACAUCGCCAGUACUGGAAGCCGUGAUCAUUGCGAGAAAAAGAUUUGGAUAAGGUUAAAAAAAUUCAUUGUGAUUGCUCGUUUGCCUGGUUCCGCAACUUUCUUAAAGGAAAGUCGCAUCUAAUCCAGGACAAAAUGGAGGGAGAAGUGGCAGUCAUCGGCAAUUAUCUAACCGAUUCAAUGUCCACAUUCCUUCCAAAACCGAAGGGAUCUUUGAGUGUACAGUAGACUGCAGUAUGGCGUUUAACUACAAUAAUACCUACAGAAAGAAUGAAGUGUACUCAUACAGUACUUCCUGUUAUAAUUUGGUUUGUUAGAGCUAGAGUUCAAGAGAUGAUUUGGAAGUUAAUCUAUAUCUUUUGUCGGUGUUCGUAGCGACAUAUAAUGUGCAUCUCAUUUUCCAUCGUUUUGAAAUGCCGCAACAUCAAAAAUGAA
This is a messenger RNA of Paramacrobiotus metropolitanus, 1484 nucleotides long. RefSeq lists its product as uncharacterized. Lineage: Eukaryota; Metazoa; Tardigrada; Eutardigrada; Parachela; Macrobiotidae. The coding region runs from base 327 to 1076 and encodes 249 amino acids. Gene Ontology annotation, molecular function: protein binding. The record is from RefSeq and is a predicted model, not a curated record. The transcript is spliced from 2 exons.